AUGAUCGGAACAGACACACAAAUGUCAAGGCGAGUUCGAUUUGUGGAGCAACUGCACUCCGAUGUGUUAGCCGAUGGAUAUGGAACUCAACAUAGGUUGCGUGGAUGGCCUGCAGAAUGUACUUUUAGAGGGGCGUUGAGGAGUGUGUUGAAAAAGUACAUUACAAAACUAAAUAGUAGGCGAGUUGAAUUAUUUCGAGAGACAACUUUUGGGAUCUUCAUUGGUAUGCCGACCCCGAAUGGUGACAUGUUGCUCUGUUAUUUGAUGAUGUUGCAUGAGGUUCGUGAUGUAGAGGUAGACAGGGCUGGGAGGUUUCGGUUCGAGUUACAAGGCAGGGUGGUUGAAUACGGUGAAACAAAAUUUUGUUUGAUUAGCGGUUUGAGAUUUGGAUUGUAUAUUGAUAUAAUAAAUACAGAAGUCAGCACACGUUCAACAUUAAGGAAUCGGUUGUUCCCUAAUGUGAGAGAUAAAGAUUUACGACUUAAAGAUUUAGAAGACUACAUAAAAGGGCCAGCAUUCUUGACGUGUUGCGAUGAGGAUGCAGUAAUGGUUAUGAAAAUGAUAUUUUUGUUGAGGGUCUCAUAG
Messenger RNA from Lactuca saligna, 585 nucleotides. Lineage: Eukaryota; Viridiplantae; Streptophyta; Magnoliopsida; Asterales; Asteraceae. The record is from the annotation of a GenBank genome assembly.